AUUUCGUUUCACUUCCGCUUUGACAUUCAGCGAGAAGACAGACCACAGACGAAUAAAAUCAUGGCUGGAAUGGAAUUUGAGUACGACGAAGAAGGAAGCACCUUCUAUUACUUCUUACUAUCAUUUUGGGCACUCAUUAUCAUACCUGCAACAUACUACGGCUGGCCAAGACGGCUUACUGAAGAUGAGAAAGAACGAACCAGAAGAGAAUGUCACUGUACACCAUGUGAUGCAAAACGUCAAAGAGUUCAAGCAAAGACAUCGUGGGUAAAAACCAGGCGCAGACUUGUGCAAUUUCUGUUAAUAUUUGGCUGGGUGAUAUUUUUCUUAUUGGCGUACAAGGUAUCCAUGAUUCAAGUGGACUACACAGAGUAUGAUCCAUUCCAGAUCCUUCAGAUUGACAGGGGUGCAAGUGACCGUGAAAUAAAGAAAGCAUACAGAAAACUCAGUUUACAGUAUCAUCCUGACAAAGAGACAGGGGAUAGUAAAAUGUUCAUGAAAGUUGCCAAAGCUUAUGCUGCGUUGACUGAUGAAGAAUCAAGGAAGAACUGGGAAGAACAUGGCAAUCCUGAUGGGCCAGGAGUGACCCGGUUUGGCAUAGGUUUACCUAGGUGGCUUGUAGAAAAGGAAAAUUCCAUGUGGGUGUUGAUGGUCUACAUUGUUCUUUUCAUGGUUAUCAUGCCUGUGGUUGUGGGUGUUUGGUGGUACAGAUCUAUCAAGUUCAGCAAGGACCAGGUCCUCUUGAACACUUCCAGGCUUUACCUGUACUUCUUUAGUAAAAACCCACAGAUGAUCCUGAAAAAGGUUAUAAUGGUACUAGGAGCAUCAUUUGAGUUUGACAAGUCUAACAACCCAGAAAUUAAUGAACGACCCAGUGAUAAUGAAGAAGUGCCACAGCUAAUGAAACAGUUACCUAACUUGGACGAGAAGAACAAGGAGCGCCCUCUGUGUUUUGGCUACAGUGUGAAAGCCAGGGCAUUACUACAUGCACAUUUUGCAAGACUCCAGUUACCCCCUAAUUCACUGGAAGAAGAUCGCAAGUAUAUUUUGAAGAAAUGUCCAGCACUUAUCAAUGAAAUGAUCAACAUUAUAUCACAGCUUGUUGCUAGUGCAAUGGCAAGACAAAGACCACUUGAGAUGCCUCGGCUGGAGACAGUAGAGAGUUGUAUAAAGCUUUCUCAGAUGGUGAUACAGGCAUUGGAUGCCAAGGCCAGUCCAUUACAGCAGUUGCCACAUAUACGUCCUGAUAUGUUGAGACAUUUUGUCACCGGGAAAUCAAAUGCUAAACUGAUGGUUGAGAAAUACCAUGACUUUGUUCAUUUUCAGAAAGGUGUCAUGCAAAAUCCUCGAAUGGACUGGAGUUCAAAGGACUUAAACAAUGCGUUUAAGAGAUUCAAGGAACAUGCGGAGUUCAUGUUUAAAGGACCGUUAGCUAGCAAAACGGUGGAAAUUCAGUGCAACUAUUUAAUGUUGUGGGUCGGCGAGAAGGGACGACAAAUAUACUCAACAUGGGACCUAUCCAAUGAGCAGUAA
This is a messenger RNA of Mercenaria mercenaria, 1533 nucleotides long. Its product is annotated as translocation protein SEC63 homolog. Gene Ontology annotation, biological process: post-translational protein targeting to endoplasmic reticulum membrane; SRP-dependent cotranslational protein targeting to membrane. The transcript is spliced from 13 exons. Lineage: Eukaryota; Metazoa; Mollusca; Bivalvia; Venerida; Veneridae. Gene Ontology annotation, cellular component: Sec62/Sec63 complex. Bases 61 to 1533 code for a protein of 490 amino acids. The record is from RefSeq and is a predicted model, not a curated record. Gene Ontology annotation, molecular function: transmembrane protein transporter activity; RNA binding.